UAUACCGAUACUGAGAUUAAUAAUGAGGCUUGUCACCUGCCGAAAUCUACAUGCAGGGAGCCCUGAAAUCCCGAUCUCCCCAGGCAGCGAGACCUCGAUGGUGGGGCAGAUCGGAUGGCCCCUGCGUCUGUUUAAUGGGCAGCGGGGCACAGCGACGCGCCGGGCACCAAAAUUCUGGUGUCCAACGCGUCCGACGCGAUCCACAUCCCGCCUCUCCUCUUAAAAGAAGAUCGCGCAAAAGCAGCAAAGGCCCUUCCCUUCUCUCUUUUUGCAUCCUCCACCCCCAACCGCCAAACCCACGAAUAACUCCAAGGACUGUCUGGCACCAGCCUUGUUUUCUUUUUCGACAAAGCAUCUUUGCCAGCAGCCGUGAUUUAUUGAGGGACUAGCUAUACGGCACCCUCACUUUUGCCAUUCUCUAUACCCACCAAAUUUGGCCGCCUUUGUUCUCUACACAACCGACGCCAUGUACGUCAAGAAGCGUGAUGGGCGCCAGGAGCGCGUUCAGUUCGACAAGAUCACAGCCCGUGUUUCAAGGCUUUGCUAUGGGCUUGACAUGGACCAUGUUGAUCCUGUUGCCAUCACUCAGAAAGUCAUUUCCGGGGUGUACGGAGGCGUUACAACAGCUCAGCUCGACGAUUUGGCCGCCGAGACUGCCGCUUACAUGACCGUCACCCACCCCGACUAUGCCAUUCUCGCCGCCCGUAUCGCGGUUUCCAACCUUCACAAGCAGACCAAGAAGCAAUGGUCGUCAGUCGUCAGCGAUUUGUACCACUACGUCAACCCAAAGAAUGGCCGCCCUUCGCCCAUGAUUGCCAAGGAGACAUACGAGUGCGUCAUGAGGCACAAGGACGACCUUGACUCAGCCAUUGUCUACGACCGUGACUUCAACUACCAAUACUUCGGCUUCAAGACACUGGAGCGCUCAUACCUUCUCAAGCUCAACGGCAAGAUUGUUGAGCGGCCACAGCACAUGAUCAUGCGUGUGGCUGUCGGCAUCUGGGGAGAUGACAUUGAGCGUGUCAUUGAGACCUAUACCUACAUGUCCAGCAAGUUCUUCACGCACGCCUCGCCAACUCUCUUCAAUGCCGGUACCCCCCAGGCUCAACUAUCGUCAUGCUUCUUGGUCGACAUGAAGGAUGACAGCAUUGACGGCAUUUACGAUACCCUCAAGACUUGCGCUAUGAUCUCCAAGAUGGCUGGUGGUAUUGGUCUCAACAUCCACCGCAUUCGUGCCACUGGUUCGUACAUUGCCGGCACCAACGGCACCUCCAACGGCAUUGUCCCCAUGCUUCGCGUCUUCAACAACACCGCUCGCUACGUCGAUCAAGGUGGCAACAAGCGCCCCGGCGCCUUCGCUAUCUACCUCGAGCCUUGGCACGCCGAUGUGUUUGAGUUCCUCGACCUCCGCAAGAACCACGGUAAGGAGGAAAUUCGCGCUCGCGAUCUCUUCCUUGCCUUGUGGAUCCCUGACCUGUUCAUGAAGCGUGUUGAAAAGAACGGAGAGUGGACCCUCAUGUGCCCCAACGAGUGCCCCGGCCUUGCCGACUGCUACGGCGAGGAGUUUGAGGCUCUGUAUGAGAAGUACGAGAAGGAGGGCCGUGGCCGCAAGACGAUCAAGGCCCAGAAGUUGUGGUAUGCCAUCCUCGAGGCCCAAACCGAGACUGGCAACCCCUUCAUGCUGUACAAGGACGCUUGCAAUCGCAAGAGCAACCAACAGAACCUUGGUGUGAUUCGCAGCUCCAACCUGUGCACUGAGAUUGUUGAGUACUCGGCCCCCGAUGAGGUUGCCGUCUGCAAUCUUGCCUCGCUCGCCCUUCCUCAGUUCGUUGACUAUAACGAAGCCAAGUUCGACUUCAAGAAGCUCCACGAGGUCACCCAGAUCGUCGUCCGCAACCUCAACAAGAUCAUCGAUGUCAACCACUACCCCGUCAAGGAGGCUUACAACAGCAACAUGCGCCACAGACCCAUUGGUCUUGGCGUUCAGGGUCUUGCUGAUGCUUUCCUCGCUCUACGCAUGCCUUUCGAGUCAGCUGAGGCUCGCGAGUUGAACAAGCAGAUCUUUGAGACCAUCUACCACGCUGCUUUGACCAUGUCGUGCCAGCUUGCCAAGGAGCAGGGCACCUACUCCACCUACGAGGGCUCUCCCGUCUCCAAGGGCAUCCUUCAGUAUGACAUGUGGAAUGUGAAGCCCAGCGACCUGUGGGACUGGGAUGAGCUCAAGGCCGAGAUCAAGAAGAGCGGCGUCCGCAACUCGCUGUUGGUUGCCCCCAUGCCGACGGCCUCCACCUCCCAGAUUCUGGGCAACAACGAGUGCUUCGAGCCCUAUACUUCCAACAUCUACCAGCGCCGUGUGCUUGCCGGCGAGUUCCAAGUCGUCAACCCCUGGCUUCUAAAGGACCUCGUCGAUAUGGGUCUCUGGUCUGACAACAUGAAGAACCGCAUCAUUGCGGAGGGUGGCUCCAUCCAAAACAUUCCCAACAUCCCGGCCGACAUCAAGGCCUUGUACAAGACCGUCUGGGAAAUCUCUCAGCGUACCAUCGUCCAGAUGGCUGCCGACCGUGGAGCCUUCAUCGAUCAGUCCCAGUCGCUCAACAUCCACAUGCGUGAUCCCACCAUGGGCAAGAUCACCAGCAUGCACUUCACUGGCUGGAAGUUGGGUCUCAAAACUGGCAUGUACUACCUCCGUACCCAGGCUGCUGCGCAGCCCAUCCAGUUCACCGUCGAUCAGGAGGCCCUCCUGGUGCAGGAUAGUGCCGUUGCCAAGACAUCAUCCGGGCUUAAGAAGCGCGCUCCUCCCGGCAGCUACAUGUCGUCCCCUAGCGCGGUCCCCCGGCCCAUGGCCUUUGUGAAGGAUACCCCCAGUGGUCUCAGCAACGGCGCUCCCACCACUCCUCCUCCUAUCAAGACCCCCACCGCUGGUGAGGUCAAGUCACGUCCUCUGGCAUCGCCAGCGAAGCCUCCUCCGUUCAAGGCGGACGUUCCGGAAGGUGACAGCCCCAAGGCUCUCCCCACCGAGCCGGCUGAGAAGCCCAAGGAGGAGUCGCUCGACGCUCCGGCUGCCGAGAUCAAAGAGGCGGAGGACAAUGACGACGAAAGCAAGGAGCGUGAGGUGGACAUUUAUUCCGAGGCAGUGCUUGCUUGCAGCAUUGAAAACCCCGAGGCCUGUGUGAUGUGCAGCGGUUAAUCUUUUUCUCCUUUUCUUUUCUUCUCAGCGAGGUUUAGAUUAUAUGUGUAUACAUGAGCGAGAGUAAAGCAAGCAUGGCGGGAAUGCUGUGUGACGACGGACAGAGUAGAUGAAUUGCACAGAAACGGGAGGUUGGGGGGCAUACAUGGACCGGUCAUAUGAGGGAUGAAGGAUUGUAAUAUUUGGGAGCUUUUUUCCCUGGUUUUUUUUUUUUUUUUUGUAUGAUGUCUUUUUGUUGUACCUGGUUUACACAAAGGAUAGUAAAGAGUGCGGGGCAAAAUGUUGUUGUGUGUGUGUGUGUGUGUGUGUGUGUGUGUGCGGUUGGCUUCGCCCGUCCUGUUAUUUGCUUUUUUCUUUAUUUAUUGCAUGGGAUAACGGAGCAUUGCACACACCAUCUAUACCCAGGCACAACACAACAAAUAUUACACUACACUUACAGCGCUGAGGGAACAAUCAAAAGGAGAGAGGGGUUUUGAUAGCAGUACGGAGUAUGCCUGGACAAAUGUAAUGGGUGCUGCAUCAUCACUUUUUCUUGCA
This is a messenger RNA of Podospora bellae-mahoneyi, 3724 nucleotides long. RefSeq names its product ribonucleotide-diphosphate reductase subunit rnr1 (gene RNR1). Gene Ontology annotation, molecular function: ribonucleoside-diphosphate reductase activity, thioredoxin disulfide as acceptor; ATP binding. Gene Ontology annotation, biological process: DNA replication; deoxyribonucleotide biosynthetic process. Gene Ontology annotation, cellular component: ribonucleoside-diphosphate reductase complex. The transcript is spliced from 5 exons. The coding region runs from base 467 to 3187 and encodes 906 amino acids. Lineage: Eukaryota; Fungi; Ascomycota; Sordariomycetes; Sordariales; Podosporaceae. The record is from RefSeq and is a predicted model, not a curated record.